AUGAUUGCAGCUGCGCCGGCCCGUUGGCUGCGCGCUUCUACUCUUCGAUCAGCUAUACCUCGUCCUCGUCCUCAAUCCCUUCUCCAAUUCGCUCCUCCAGCUCAAGCAUGCCUUGGGGCUAGGUCAGCCGCCACGUACACAUCUCGCCAUCAGGCUGCUCAGAUCUCGUCAAUGCAAGAGCUGCUCGAUAGCUUCACAACGCUACACCGCAAUGCCGCCCUAGGAGGUUCCGAAAAGGCACGUGAGAAGCAUGUCGCAAGAGGAAAGAUGUUGGUGCGAGAUCGAAUUACUGCUCUGGUCGACCCGGGCACGUCGUUUCUCGAACUGUCAGCUCUGGCUGGUCAUGAAGUAUAUCCUGGAGAAGAAGUACCUGCCGGAGGUAUUGUAACAGGCAUUGGCACAGUAGAAGGCACCAUGUGCAUGAUUGUUGCCAAUGACAGCACUGUCAAGGGCGGCACCUACUAUCCUAUCACCGUCAAAAAACAUCUUCGAGCACAAGAGAUUGCUCGGCAAAAUCGCUUGCCUUGCAUCUACCUGGUCGACAGUGGUGGUGCCAAUCUCCCUCAUCAAGCAGAUGUCUUCCCCGACCGCGACCACUUUGGACGCAUCUUCUACAACCAAGCCCAGAUGUCUUCAAUGGGCAUUCCACAACUUUCGGUCGUCAUGGGUCCUUGUACUGCUGGAGGUGCCUACGUUCCAUCUAUGAGUGAUGAAAGCAUCAUUGUCCAAGAGCAAGGCCACAUUUUCCUUGCCGGCCCACCACUAGUCAAGGCCGCUACUGGAGAAGUCGUCAGCGCAGAGGACCUUGGUGGUGGUAAACUACACAGCGAAACCAGCGGCGUGACAGACUAUCUUGCCGUCGACGAUGCUCACGCACUUGUGUUAGCCCGCCGCUGUGUCGCCAACCUCAAUUACCCUGCCUCAGCCCCUCAACCAGGGCCUUGGAAAGAGCCUCUACACGAUCCUGCAGAACUAGAUGGAAUCAUGGGCACAAACCUCAAAACACAAGUCGACGUCCACGAAGUCAUCGCUCGCAUUGUCGAUGGCAGCGAGUUUGCAGAAUUCAAACCUCUGUAUGGCAGCACUCUGGUCACAGGCUUCGGACGUAUCCAAGGCCAUCAAGUUGGUUUCGUCGCUAACAAUGGUAUCCUGUUUUCAGAGUCUUCACUCAAGGGUGCCCAUUUCGUACAACUCUGCAACAAACGCCGCAUUCCCCUGGUCUUCCUACAAAACAUUUCUGGCUUCAUGGUUGGCCGCGAUGCUGAAAAAGGUGGCAUUGCAAAGAAUGGUGCUAAGCUGGUGACUGCUGUGGCUUGCGCCGACGUGCCAAAGUUCACUGUUGUCUUUGGUAGCUCUGCCGGAGCAGGAAACUAUGGCAUGUGCGGUCGUGCAUACUCACCACGCUUCCUCUGGGCCUGGCCAACAGCAAAGACCAGCGUAAUGGGAGCCGAACAACUAUCCUCAGUCAUGGAAGCCGUAGGCAAGAAAGUCGACCCAAACCUCCGCGAUCGCAUUGAACGUGAAAGCGAAUCGACAUUCGCAACUGCCAGGCUAUGGGACGACGGCAUCAUCCCUCCCUCGCAUACAAGAAGGGUAUUGGCGAUGGGUCUGCAAGCUGCCCUCUCGGGAAGCGUAGAAGACAAGAAGACCGAGUGGGGCGUGUUUAGGAUGUAG
Messenger RNA from Aureobasidium musti, 1674 nucleotides. The record is from the annotation of a GenBank genome assembly. NCBI's taxonomy places the organism in Eukaryota, Fungi, Ascomycota, Dothideomycetes, Dothideales, Saccotheciaceae.